Messenger RNA from Mus musculus (house mouse), 699 nucleotides. RefSeq names its product predicted gene 5218. NCBI's taxonomy places the organism in Eukaryota, Metazoa, Chordata, Mammalia, Rodentia, Muridae. The coding region runs from base 1 to 699 and encodes 232 amino acids. The transcript is spliced from 2 exons. The record is from RefSeq and is a predicted model, not a curated record.
AUGUGUUUGAAGAACGCAAUAGAGGUUCCUGAGUCCCAAGGCUUCAUGCGGUUUCCGCUGCUGCUCUUCAUAAAUCUGUCAGCUGGAUUGGGAGGCUUACAGGUUCUUCAGCCUCAGGAGCAGAGGGGUAACGACCGAGAGCGACUUGUCAACUAUUUCCCAUGCUGCACUGCGGGCCUUUCUCUUUCUCUUCCGGUCUCAGGCGCUGCGGGAGCCACGGGUUACCGUGCAGACACGGCCAAGUCCAAGAACCACACCACACACAACCAGUCCCUCAAAUGGCACAGAAAUGACAUCAAGAAACCCGGGUCGCAAAGAUACGAAUCUCUUAAGGGGGUUGACCCCAAGUUCCUGAGAAACAUGCGCUUUGCCAAGAAGCACAACAAGAAAGGCCUGAAGAAGAUGCAGGCCAACAACGCAAAGGCAGUGAGUGCGCGCGCAGAGGCCAUCAAGGCCCUGGUGAAGCCUCAGGCCGUCAAACUCAAGAUGCCAAAAAGUCCCAAACUCCAGCGGCUGGCUUUCAUCGCUCACCCUAAGCUUGGGAAGCAGAUUGGAAGCUACAUGGCCAAGGGUCAGAGGCUCUGCCAACCGAAGCCUAAGGUCCAAACCAAGGCAGGGGCCAAAGCUCCAGCUAAGGCCCAGGCUUCAGCUCCAGCCCAGGCUCCCAAAGGUGUCCAGGCCCCUGUGAAGGCCCCAUAG